AUGGUAUCUAAUAUAAUGUCAUCUACAUCGUAUCUUAAAUAUUUAAAUGAUUAUAUAAAUUUAAAUUUAAAUGGCACUGAUGGAUAUUUAAUUGAAAAUUUAAAUCAAUCUUAUUUUGAUGAAAUAGAAAGUCAUGCACGUUUUAUUCUUGCUGAAUGGUAUAGUGAACAAAUAAUUGAUGAACAAUCAUCAUUAUAUAUUAAAAAUGUUAGUCAUCUUAAUCGUAAAAUAGCAUUAUUAAGAUUUAAAUAUUCUUUUAAUGAAUAUCAAUUGGAACGUAUUGAAAAUCUUCUUUUUAAUUCUGAAACUAUUCAAUUACUAACAUCCAUAAUUCAAUCAAUAAUUGAAACAAAUCUACGACAUCAAGAUAAAUUUCUUUCUUAUAUAUCAAUAUUACUUAAUGUUUAUUCAAUAAUGAAAUAUUCAAAACCAGUUUUUGACAAAAUAACUAAACAGGCAAUGCAAUCAAAAUAUUACAAACAAUAUUUAACUGAAUUAUUGUCAACAAAUAUUCAACCAAUACAUUCAUUUUUUAUUGGUACUAUUGGUCAACUUGCUUUACCUAUACAUGAUUCAACGUGUAAUGAAGUUUAUUCACAAAUUUUUAAAAAAUUUUAUAAUGAAAAAAAUUUAUCUGAUAAUAAUGAUUUACAUUAUUGUACAUUAGGUAUACUUGCUCAAAUAGAUAUUUCAUAUUUAAUAAAUGAUUAUUUAUGUAUAUCAAUAUUACUAUCAAUAUUUAUAAAUGCAUCAUCAAAAUUUGCAAAAGAAAAAACAAAAAUUUUUCUUUUACCUAUUUUAAAUAUAUUUAAUUCACUUUGUAUACAAUCAAAAACUACAGCUUGUUAUUUAAAUAGUGAUCAAUUAAUUGAUACACUUCUUCAAUAUGUAACAAAUCAAAACUAUUAUCAAUUAAAUAUUAAUUCUUGUCUUUUACUUGGACAUAUUGUUAGUGAAAAACAAUUAAUUCGACUUCGAAUUAGUUAUAAAUUAACGAUGAAAUUUAUGAAUUUAUUAUAUUAUUAUAAAGAUGAAAUAAAAGAUAUACUACAUAGUUUGUUAUCAUUAACGAUUCAUGAACAAAUACAACACGUUAUUGCCGAGACUUAUCAAUUACGAAAUUUUAUUGAAUUAAGUGAACACUAUCCGAUUAUUUAUGAUAUUAUUUGGAAACUUUCAUUUCAUUCGGACAUUUUAGAACAAUUAAUUAAACAAAAUGAUGAUUUUCUUAAAAGAUUAUCAUCAUUAACAAGCAUGCCAGCUGCACUUGGUAUUUUACAAAAUGUUCAAAUGAAAAAUUUACCUCGUCUACCAUCAAGAGAUGGAGUAUCAUUUGAUAUUGCUAUUAUUUCAUCUGCUAAAGAUCGUCUUGUUGUCCAACAAAUCGAAGAAAAUCUUGAAAAACUGGGUUUUCGUAUUGGUACAGCACGUAAUUCAUUCAAUAUUCUUUUGUGUAUAAGUGAAGAAACAAAGCAUGAUUGUGCAUGUCAAGCAGCUAUUCGACAAGCUUUACUUGAUUGUAAAAAAAUUAUUCUAUGCACUGUACAAACAUCAUAUCGUAUCGAUGAUUGGUUUCGUAUAGUUAAUGUUGAAGAGAAAAAACUUUUCAAUAUAGUUGAAUCCAACGUUGAAAAAAUGGCAUCUGAAAUUCAGACACAUCUUCAUGAUAAUCAUAAUUUACCAGUUAUUGUCAAACAGACUCGAAUAGUUACACCUCAUAAUCGAACUUCUCAUACUACUUUUACAUCAUCUUCUCCACCACCACCAACAUCACAAUCACAAUUACCUACAGUAUCAUCAAAUGUUCCAAUAAAAAAAAUUCAAAAUUGGACAGGUCAUGAAGUACUUGAAUGGUGUGCAAAACAUAAUUUGAAUGCUUUUACUAAAAUAUUAACACUUUAUGAUGGUCGUAGUUUACUUGCACUUGCUCAUGUAUCACGAAUGAGUGCACCACAUACAAUUAUAAAUCAAUUACGAAAUGAUUGUCGUAAACAUGGUCUUAAUUUAUCAUUUGUUGAAUUUGUACGUUUUCAAGCAGCACUUGAUGAGCUACUUCACCUAGAAAAAAGUUUGACAAAAAAACAAUCAGUAUCAACAUCUGCUACACGUAAUGUUUUCAAACGAAAACCAACAAAGAAAGUUUAA
This is a messenger RNA of Rotaria sp. Silwood1, 2145 nucleotides long. The record is from the annotation of a GenBank genome assembly. NCBI's taxonomy places the organism in Eukaryota, Metazoa, Rotifera, Eurotatoria, Philodinida, Philodinidae.